GACGUCAGCGUGACGCCUCACUCCAUGUUUUGCUGCCACACAUCUCGAGACGUCGUACCGGAAUGAGAGCUAGAAUGCAGCGACGGUAGACCAAGCAGUUUAGCGUCAUUUACGGUAGAUUUUAUCGAACGUGACGGGAUCCGCAGAGUGCUCAACGCAGUUUAGCUGCGGGAAAGGACAGACGGGAAACAAAAGCUGAUUUCUGCUGAUUUAUCAGGCCUGCUUCAGCCGGAUCCAGAGUCCAGAAUGGCAUCCCUCUCAGAGCAGUUGCAGGAAGUGCGGGAUCAGGCUGAAGUGUGUCUGUACUCUGGGGGCAGAGUGGUGGAUGUGCGUGCUGGGGUAAUGGCGAUGGCUAACCUGCCGUUACCGCCCUGCUCCAAAUAUCGUCACAUUGCAGCUGAGACCAUGGUCAUAGAGAACAGCUCUGGGAGCAACAGGAAGGAGACUCUAGCUUCUCUCCAGAGUUUUUCUACAGCACUGAAUAUCCUGGAAAAGUAUGGCUGUAAUCUGACCAAUCUCAACAGGCCAAAGUACUGGAGAACAGUGAAACACAACAAUCCUGUGUUUAAGGCAACUGUGGACUCCAUUCAGGGUGGACGAGCAGUGCUCUGCCUGUAUGGUUACUCCAAUCAGCAGCCAGAUGGCCUGAGCUUUCCUGAUGACGUGGGAGAUCCUGAUGUGGGGAGGGUUGCGUCAGUGACACUUGAAGUAAUGAGUCUACGGAUGGAAAUAGAAAUGCUUAUCAAGGACACUCAUCCUCAUCCAGAGUUCUAUGAGAGAAUCGUUCCUACUCUACGGCACAAGGAUGUGGGUCUGAACACGGACAUAGCCUGUGAUUCCUUUCCUGCCUCGUGCCAUCCAGACAGUCAGACCAGGUCACUGGCCUUCCCUCUGCACCACGGCUCCAGCAGGGACAGCAACCAUGGACUUUCACUCUCUACAAUCAAAACGGUCAAAUUCACUAAGAAAUGUUUCACCUCAUCAAACAAGCACUCAGAGAACUGCUCUGUUUGUGGAAUCUUCCGGAUCUCUGUCCACUGUCUGACCUGUCUCCAGGGACUGUGCUCUGAAUGUGACAGGCUGCAUCAUUCCUGUCCUGAGAGAGCCAACCACCAUCGAACAGCUGUCUCACCAGCAGCAGCAGCAGCUUCGUCUAAAAGUAGGAACCGACACAGCUCUUCCACCUGGUGUUGCCUUCACUGCAGCAAAGUGAACGUGGUCCGUGCCGUGCUGUGUGAGCAGUGUGACCACCCCCGCUUGGGCAGCUCAAAAGUUGCUCCAGAAGUUCAGCCUGACCCCCCUUCUGAAUGGCACUGUAAGAGCUGCACCAUGAUGAACGCAGCCAGUAGUAUUUUAUGUAAGGUGUGUGAACGACCUCGUCUGGCCACACGCCCCCUGGUGACCUCAUCGCACCCACCCACUACACCUCCCAGACCACCAGCACCUGUUCUGGGCAUGCCCGGUGACCCUGACAGCCAGUGGGUGUGCCAGUUCUGCACCUAUUUAAACUACUCUCCUGCUACUAUGUGUGAGAUGUGUGACCUUGCCCGUCCAGAGCCGGCACCCCUACCUGCAAAGCUCCACCCUCCCUCACCAGUCAGACGAGUCCCUGCUCUUCCAAUCAAACCAAAAGAGCUGGUCCAUAAGAACCUGGACUCUCAGAGGCAGAGGCUGAUGAAAGAGGAAGGGCUGAAGCUGAUUCAGCUAAUUAGGGUUGGUGAGAAGAAAGGAAUAAGCCCAGAGGAGGUGUUCACGAGCAUGAAAGUAGCAGGAGGGAAGGGUGUGCCGUCCUGCAGCUGGUUAAAGACCGAUCUUCCUUUGCUGUUGGACCAAAUCAGGAUGCUUGUGGCAGCCUCUUUCCUCCAGUGUGUUUCUGACCCAACUCAACCUUCUAGUACGCCCAAUGAAGUUCCACCUGCUGACGUGGGGACAAGGCCAGGUUCUGCGGGGAUUAAACGUGUGGUUCAGCUGUCCAGAACAGAGGCCAAGCAGGCCUGGCUGUCAGCAGGGGGCGACACUGGGAGGGCGGCCACACAGGCACUGAGGGACAGGCUUACCAAGGUGAAGGAGCUUCAUGUGCUGGGCUUCUCUGAUACAGCUCACUGUCAUGAACUUCUGAGGCAGAGUGGGGGGGAGGUCCGGGGGGCCCUGGCCCUGCUGCAGAGACCUCUCCUCGAGCCUUUUCAUAAACGAAUCUGGAGUGACAAGCCUGAGCCUCCCAUCGAUAUCCACCACCCCGACAAACAACAGAUUUGUCGUAGGCUGCUAGCGAUGUAUGACCUUCCCAGUUGGGGUCGCUGUGAGCUGGCGUUGUCCUUGCUGGUGGAGCACAGUGCACCGUACUCCCUGGAAGACGUGGUGCAGGCCGUAAAAGAGUCCCAUGACAGGGAGUUCAUCAAGAGAGUGUUGGCUAAAGAAUGUCCCAUCUGUCUCUGCGUUUUCCCCCACAGCAAGAUGCAGUCUUUGACAUCGUGCCAGUGUUCUGUUUGCUGUGGCUGUUUCCAGCAGCACUUCACUAUCGCUGUAAGAGACAAACACAUCAGAGACAUGGUGUGUCCCGUCUGCUGGGAGCCUGACAUCAAUGACCCGGAACAUCUGAACAGCUACUUCUCCACCCUGGACAUCCAGCUGAGAGAAUGUCUGGAUCCAGAAGUCUAUGAGCUGUUCCACAAGAAGCUGACUGAGCAGGCUCUGAUCAAGGACCCAAAGUUCCUCUGGUGCUGCCACUGUUCCUAUGGGUUCAUCUAUGACGGGGACCAGCUGAAGGUCACGUGUUUUCAGUGCCAGAACAGUUUCUGUGCUCAGUGCAAAAAGCCUUGGGAGCCACAGCAUGCAGGUCUGUCCUGUGAGCAGUACCAGUCCUGGAAGAGAGAGAAUGAUCCAGAAUACCAAAAACAGGGCCUAGCUGGAUACCUCAGAGACAAUGGCAUAACCUGUCCUAACUGUCGUUUCCAGUAUGCUCUAUCGAAAGGAGGCUGUAUGCAUUUCUGCUGCUCCCAGUGUCGAUACCAGUUCUGCAGUGGCUGUAACAACCCAUUUCACACGACUUGCACAGUGGAUGAGUGCAGCGUGUCUGGUCUUCAUGCUCACCAUCCCAGAGACUGCUUGUUCUAUCUGAGGGACUGGGAACCUGCCAGACUGCAGGUCUUACUGCAGAUUAACGGAGUCAAUUUUAACACUGAACCACCUCCUGGAACACAGACAGGACUGUGUGGAGUGAUAGAGCAGAAAGACGACGGGGGGGAGCAAUCCGAUUCAGCCUGUGGAGCUCAGACCCAACCUGGACAUGCAGCGCUCUGCGAGAAACAUUACUGCGAAUACCUGGUGAGCCUGAUCAACAGCCACUCCAUCGACCCCGCCCCCCUCUACAGCUCCAACGAGUUACUCCUGGCUUGCAGGAGGUACAAGGUUAAUGACACCCACAUGGAUGGAGAGGACACCUGCUCCUACUACAGCCGACUGCUAAAGAAACUCAUGGCGGAAGUAUCACUUGGUGACAAGGUGCCACGCAAAAAAUAAAGAAUUUACUAUUUCCCUUCACGUGUGGACAGGAUGGGAUGGUCUUCCAGCUUUAAACUGGACUCUCUUUCAGACUUUUACAUUACGGGGAUGACGGUGGAUUGUUGGUGUCACGUCUGAAAAGACAAACCCUAUCUAUAACACUUCUUUAUGUCUAUUGGAAUACAGUUGUGGUCAGAAGUUUACAUACACUUGUAAAAAAUAUAAUAUAAUGGCUCUACUGAGUGUCCCGUUAUUUCUAAAGCUCUGAUUUUUCUCUGAUAGAGUGAUUGGAACAGAUACUUCUUUGUCACAAAAAACAUUCAUGAAGUUCGGUUCUUUAAUGUCUUUAUUAUGGGUUAACAGAGAAAAGUGAUCACAUUUGCUGGGUCACAAAUAUACAUACAGCGGUGCUAAUAUUUGGUUACAUGUCCCUUAGCCAUUUUCACUUCAAUUAGGCGCUUUUGGUAGCCAUCCACAAGCUUCUGGCAAGCUUCUGGUUGAAUCUUUGACCACUCCUCUUGACAGAAUUGGUGAAGUUCAGUUAAAUUUGAUGGCUUUCUGACAUGGACUUGUUUCUUCAGCACUGUCCACAUGUUUUCAAUGGGGUUUAAGUCAGGACUUUGGGAAGGCCAUUCUAAAACCCUUAUUCUAGCCUGAUUUAGCCAUUCCUUUACCACUUUUGAUGUGUGUUUGGGGUCAUUGUCCUGUUGGAACACCCAACUGCGCCCAAGACCCAACCUUCGUGCUGAUGAUUUUAGGUUAUGUUGAAGAAUGUGAAGGUAAUCCUCCUUCUUCAUUAUCCCAUUUACUCUCUGUAAAGCACCAGUUCCAUUGGCAGCAAAACAGCCCCACAGCAUAAUAUUCCCACCACCAUGCUUGACUGUAGGCAUGGUGUUCUUGGUGUUAAAGGCCUCACCUUUUCUCCUCCAAACAUAUUGCUGGGCAUUGUGGCCAAAAAGCUCAAUUUUUGUUUCGUCUGACCACAGAACUUUCCUCCAGAAGGUCUUAUCUUUGUCCAUGUGAUCAGCAGCAAACUUCAGUCGAGCCUUAAGGUGCCGCUUUUGGAGCAAGGGCUUCCUUCUUGCACGGCAGCCUCUCAGUCCAUGGAGAUGCAAAACACGUUUGACUGUGGACAAUGACACCUGUGUUCCAGCAGCUUCUAAUUCUUGGCAGAUCUGCUUUUUGGUGAUUCUUGGUUCACUCUUUACCCUCCUGACCAAUUUUCUCUCAGCAGCAGGUGAUAGCUUGCGUUUUCUUCCUGAUCUUGGCAGUGAUGAAACAGUGCCAUGCACCUUAUACUUACAAACAAUUGUUUGCACUGUUGCUCUUGGGACCUGCAGCUGCUUUGAAAUGGCCCCAAGUGACUUUCCUGACUUGUUCAAGUCAAUAAUUUGCUUUUUCAGAUCCAUGCUGAGCUCCUUUGACUUUCCCAUUGUAGCGUUUGUGGGCGUUUGUAUCCAAUAAGCCCUACUUACCUGACCUAAGAGAAGUCACCAGCUGUAGUCACUCAUAAUCACUCACAAGAAGUUAAGAGGCCAUGCUAUGAAGCUCAGUUCACUGACACGUUUCUAAGUCACCAAAAUCGCUAGUUCAUGUUGCUGUAUGUAUAUUUGUGACCCAGCAAAUGUGAUCACUUUUCUCUGUUAACCCAUAAUAAAGACAUUAAAGAACCAAACUUCAUGAAUGUUUUUUGUGACAAAGAAGUAUCUGUUCCAAUCACUCUAUCAGAGAAAAAUCAGAGUUUUAGAAAUAACGGGACACUCAGUAGAGCCAUUAUAUUAUAUUUUUUACAAGUGUAUGUAAACUUCUGACCACAACUGUAAGUUAGACUUUGUGCCGAUGUAGCUAAAAAAAAGACUUGCAGGAUUCAAUUGCAUAUCUGUCCGCCCAGAUCAACAUGAGGGCGCUUAAGCCUCGGAGCCUGGGACGGGGCACGGAUCUGGAUCGUAAAGAUCCCAGCCGUUUCUUGAUCUCAGGAAUGUAUUGGGACAUCAACUCCAAGGAGCAGAUUGGAUAAUUGGUUAUAACUUUUGUGAUGACGGUGGAUAAAAAGAGGGUACUUGGAGAGGAGAGAGUAGAAUCCUCAUUUGGCUCUAAUCUCCCAGUUCUGAUGCACUGGAUCUGUAUCCAUGAGUUUAAUAAAAUCUUCUGAUGUCAAAGAAAA
Molecule: messenger RNA, 5665 nt
Organism: Nothobranchius furzeri (turquoise killifish)
Lineage: Eukaryota; Metazoa; Chordata; Actinopteri; Cyprinodontiformes; Nothobranchiidae
Gene: rnf31
Product: ring finger protein 31
Biological process (GO): protein linear polyubiquitination
Cellular component (GO): LUBAC complex
Molecular function (GO): zinc ion binding; K48-linked polyubiquitin modification-dependent protein binding; linear polyubiquitin binding
Source: RefSeq, a predicted model, not a curated record